GAGAGAGAGAGAGAGAGAGAGAGAGACCCGCCCAAUCAUUCAUCCAGAGCUCCCAGAAAACGACACGCCGUUUCAGACCUUCCCUAGGGCUUCCAUUUCCCGUCGCCGAUUUCGGUCAUUCCACACUCAUGGAGGUCGCCGUCCCCCUUCCCAAACCGGCCUCCGCUUCCGCCGCCGCCGUCGCGAAGCUGAGGAGAGAGAAUUCCGACGAGGAUCGCCUCCGAGUCAAGAGGAAGACUCUCCAGGCGGUGCUCGACCAGUGCCAGCGAGCUCUGGAAUCGCUCGGCACCACCGCCGACGGUGGCGAUAACGGUGACGACGACGACGAUGAUGAUGAUGAUGAUGAAGAAGAAGAUAGAGACGGCGGUGGUGGUGACGCCGUUGACGAAAGCAGUAGCUCCACCGCCACCACGAGUUCUGGCGCUGACUGCGAAGCUGAUGAGUUGUGCGAUCUUCUUAAAUCUAGAUUUGAGUGCCCAGACUUCCUAGAAAAGCUACAAUCUGCACAGGCAUCAGUUCCACAAAAUAUCGCCGAAGAAGGCAAUUCCUGGGAUCUAGUCAGUGAGGAAGAUGUAUGGGAUUAUGAGAAGGACAACUUGGGUGAAGAUGAAUAUGUCCUCGUUAAACAAGAAGAUAUAGUAGAGGGUAUUGCAUGCUUUAUGGCCGCAUACUUGUUGUCCCUUAAAGAGACUAAGGAAUUGACCCCCACUCAACUUCAGGAAGCCCUCAGCAAAACAUUCUCAGUGAAAAAGAAGAAAGGAAAGCUUCGAAAGGCAUGGGAUGGAAGCAAAGUCAUCUAUAAUGUAGCAUCAUGGGGAGCAACAGCCAUUGGGAUAUAUCAGAACCCUGUAAUUGUAAGGGCUGCCACAAAAGCCUUCUGGACAUCUUGCCAAGUUAUAUCAAAGCUUCUUUAGAUUAUCAUUGCUGCUGUUGAAAGGGUUUACAGUGUUCAGGAUUGACUUUGAUGUGUUUACACUGAGUG
Messenger RNA from Argentina anserina (silverweed cinquefoil), 982 nucleotides. RefSeq names its product 26S rRNA (cytosine-C(5))-methyltransferase NOP2B-like. The coding region runs from base 129 to 914 and encodes 261 amino acids. NCBI's taxonomy places the organism in Eukaryota, Viridiplantae, Streptophyta, Magnoliopsida, Rosales, Rosaceae. The transcript has 6 exons. The record is from RefSeq and is a predicted model, not a curated record.